AUGUCGAGCGCAUUCUGGUACAUCGACCCAAUGGCGACUUCUUGUGGGGAUUCAACCCCCAUCAUACGUACCCCCCAAGAGAAUGACCCUUCGGAGCUUGAUUUCAAAUGUAGAGGGCUGAACAAGUCAGAUACAGGUUCAUCCUUGCCCAAACCUUUACCGCAAAAGGAUGAGAACGAGGUGAUAGGGGAUGUCGAAAAUUUCGGGAUCCAGUUUGAGUUGCACUACGAUCUCUCAGGGAGAAACACGACCGAGAUCUUGCAAGAUAUUCUGUGGGAGAUGUCAUGGCGUACACCGGUCCAUAACUGGGAUAUCAAGAUUGUGCCGGAUUCAAUGAGUGUUCUAGCAAUGAAGGGACGGCAGUAUCUGAAAGCUAAUCCAUUGAGCCACUCACUUGGGUUGAGUACCUUGACAUCCUAUUCUACGGUGGAAGAGAUUCUGUAUCACGGAGGAAUCUGUGAACGACUGCCCGCCAGUGAAGGCUCAAAUGAUAUUGCGAGGCAUAUGUUUUUCAGGAAGGAUGCAUUCAAAGACAAUCAAAGUCUGUUUUCUUUUUCGAAGGCUGUGUCGAACGGGGAUCGCGCCCUUCACGGAGUCUGCUUGCAGGGGCGGAUUAUUUUUAUCAAAGAGCAUGUUCCGCACCCACAGAAGGAUUGCCUUUUACUACUAUAUUCUUUGACCAUACGAUUACAGUAUGAAGAGUACGGUUUCAUUCGCGCAUUUAUCGACAGACAUCUUAGUUUACGCACAUCCGUUAAAAUGCCGUACCAUUGGCAGGAAACUCUCCCUCCCGAGUUAACAUCACAAACUUCUGGGUCUAAGGGAUCAGGAAGCGGAAAAAUUCCUCUUCUUAAUAUCUCCGAAGAGUCAUCUUCAACGCUUUUAACUAUCGUUAUCCCGGAAGAGUCCGUUACCAAAGAAGAAGAGAAUGGACUCCUAACAGACCCGAAUGGCCUUUGGACAGUCCUCGUAGUCAACGGUCCUCCCGACUUUGGCUCAGGAUUGGAACCCAGUCAUCACCUAACCCCAAUCUCACAAUUUCUGCGUGGCAUAGUUGCAUCACUUUGCACGCUAAGAUCCAAUGCACAAGCCAUCUACCGCGAGCUCAAAGAUCUGCUUGCCCUUCACGACAAUAACACUAUCUUUGAUGACGAAAACUUUACCAAAUCUACUUUGUAUCAUUGCACCGUCAAAAACUGUGGAGAAGUUGUUACGUGCAUAACCUCUACUCUUCGAUUCAUUCGGAGGACGAAGAAAAGCCACUUAGAUAAGCUGUGCCGAGAUGCACAUGCACGCGAGAAGCCGGGGAUUGAUCAUUGGGCCCGCGAGAUUGAGGAGGAGAUUUUCAAUCUGGAAGACCUGAAGGAGGAAAUCCUGGCAUUGAGUGCUGGGGUACAAGAGAGUCGUAAUGCGCUACACGGGGCCACAUCAGUUCUAGAGGCAAGAUUAGCCGCUCAACAAACACACCGUAUGAACACCUUGGCUUACCUAGCUACCUUAUAUAUACCAUUGACAGCCUCAACGCAUGUCCGUUCUACCUAG
Molecule: messenger RNA, 1542 nt
Organism: Glarea lozoyensis ATCC 20868
Lineage: Eukaryota; Fungi; Ascomycota; Leotiomycetes; Helotiales; Helotiaceae
Exons: 8
Coding region: 1-1542 (513 amino acids)
Source: RefSeq, a predicted model, not a curated record